This is a messenger RNA of Paramecium primaurelia, 399 nucleotides long. The record is from the annotation of a GenBank genome assembly. Lineage: Eukaryota; Ciliophora; Oligohymenophorea; Peniculida; Parameciidae.
AUAAUUAAUUUUAAGUGAUGUAUUAUUCCAUUUAAUCAAGCGGAUAUUAAAUGUUUAAUGAAUAUGGUGGGAAAAAUGGGAUUUAAACAGAAUUACAUGAAACAUUCUUAAAGUAAUAAAAAACAUUAUUAAUUAGUGAUUAUUAGAUAAUAUAUGUUGGAUCAUAUAAUAAUGGAAUAAAAUCUGGUUAAUGGGAAAUCAAAUAUAGGGAAAGUAAUACAGAGGAAUUCAUCAAAAUGUAUGUAAUUGUAUUAUUAGUGGUGAGGGAUAAUAUGAUGAAAAAGGAUUGAAAAAAGGUAUAUGGAUUGAUAUAGAUGAUGAUUUCCAUAAGUAUUAUUAGAAUAAAAUUUAGUUAUAACAAACAAAUGACUAUUGGAUUAUAUAUUUCAGGAGAAAAAU